Molecule: messenger RNA, 1232 nt
Organism: Toxotes jaculatrix (banded archerfish)
Lineage: Eukaryota; Metazoa; Chordata; Actinopteri; Toxotidae
Product: myoD family inhibitor domain-containing protein-like
Exons: 4
Coding region: 132-770 (212 amino acids)
Source: RefSeq, a predicted model, not a curated record
AGCAGUGACUCAUUACGGCAUGUUGGGUGUUGUUGGUUUCCUGACCUCUUGCUGUGGACUGAAGCAGGACGAUGAAGAAGGUGACUGGGUGAACAAAGUACAGAGCUCCUGAGCAGUCAUGAGUAUCAGACAUGUUACCCGCAGACCAUUUACCUGUGGACGAGAAGGAAGACCAGAGCAACCUGACUAAAGGUGGUGCGUCUUUAAAAUCACCGCAGGAAAUCCUUUCAGCAUGUGACACUGUUAGCAGAGGAAAUGCCACUGACCUCAUCAGCAUCCAGCCUCUGCCUGCCUCACAGGAGGCUGCAGGGCUGAGGAGCCCUCAGUGUGACCCCCAGAAGCCCACCUGCCCACGAUGUGGUCUCACAGUCCCAGAUCACAGACUUCCCCCGGGCUUAAGCGGACUGCAGGGCUCCAGCUCAUCAGUGCGCAGCAGCAGCAGGAGGGGGAACAGGAACAAUGUGGCUGGGUCUUGCCAACCUGCAACCACACCAAGUGACUCCUGUUUUCACCUGCUGCUGGCGUGCCUGUCCUGUCAGUGUUCCGUGCUGCUCCUGAGUCUGCUGGAGGCCUGCUCCUCCUGUCUCCACACCCUCUGCUCCUCCUGCUGCCACGCUUGCGCCCGCUGCUGUUCAGCCAUCCAGGAGGCGCCCGUGGAGGAGCUCAACUGCCACGCCCACUGCCACUCGGUCCUGUUCGAGUCCUGCUGUGAGCCGACCGAGUGUCUGGAGUUUUGCCUGGAGUGCUGCGAGAUCUGCCAUCGCAGCUAGGAGGCAGCUGGACUGCCAGGCCUGAGGACUUCAUUUUCAAGGAGCGUGAAGACCAGUGUGGGAUUUCUGAGUUCUACGCUGAUUUUGUUGACGUUGCUGUAACCCUCAAAGCUGUGAACAGCACAAGCUGCACAGUGUUUCUACUCGUUAUUUUUACAUUUGAUGCUAAAAACUGUUUUUCACUUAUAUCAACUCACAGGAUUAAGGGGAGAUGUGACUUUGAUGCUUCAAAUUCUUCUCCUGUGAGAGGAAUGUUCCUUAUGUGCCAGAUAAAGUGCUUAAGAAAUAGCUCAACAUUUAGGGAAUAGUCUUUUGAGACUCCAGAGAGUUGCAGUGUCUCUGCAUCUCUGCUUCACUGGUAGUGCCUUGAAGCUACAUUAGCCACUACCAGCAUAACAUCUGGAUCUAAGAUGAACUGUCUAUGGUUGUGGGUAAUGUAGGCGCUUUGUAGGUGUUUUAAUA